AUGGGCAAGAGAUCUCAAAACGAAGCAGCCACGCCCGAGACGUCCCAUGUCGAGGAGUCUGUGCUGCUGAACGGCGCUCCCAACCACUCCAGCGACGAAGACAUCGACGAAGACUCAGAACUGAACGAUGAGGCAGAAAACGGCGCCGCUGUAGCCGCCGAGCAGACCGCCACCAAAACCACACACAACGGGCCUCCCACAAAGAAACAGCGGAAACAAAUCACCGCUCAGGAGGUGCAGUUGGCGCGCGAAACCGCGGAGUUGUUCAAGUCCAACAUCUUCAAGCUCCAGAUCGAUGAGCUUGUCAGCGAGGUGAAAAUCAAGGACUCCUACAUUGUGCGUGCCGAGAAGGUGCUCCACAGACUCUACGACUGCAUUCUGCUGGUGCCGCCCGUGGAAAACUUGACGCUUAGGGAGGCGGAACAGAUCAUCAAGGCCAAGAGAGUCGCCAUUCCAUUCCCAGACCCUAAGCCCUCGAACCCAAACUACCGGUUCUCGUUCUUGCAGCCCGAGGAUGUGUCGCUAGUUGGCUCUUUCGGCUUGAAAACUGGCAUUGCACAGGCAAACGGCAUGGCCAUCGACAUUGCCCUUACGAUGCCCAAGGAAUUGUUCCAGCCCAAGGACUACUUAAACUACAGAGCUUUGUACAAAAGAAGCUUUUAUCUUGCAUACUUGGCUGAUCAGUUGAUUCCGAUCACCAAGAAGAGUAAUCUCCCCGUGAAGAUCUCGUAUUUAUAUCUCAAUGACGAUGUGUUGUGUCCUGUGCUUCGACUCGAGAGUAUCAAAACCGACAACGAAGAGGACUUGUCGUUCCACAAAACCAAGUUUACCAUUAAUAUUCUUGUGGCUCUUCCAUUCGGUGUCUUUGAGGCCAAGAAGCUUCUCCCAGAUAAGAACUGUGUUCGUGUUCAGAGUGAUGCCGAAGAACUACCCCCUACACCAUACUACAACUCGUCGCUCAUGUCUCUUACGACGUACGACUACUACCUCAAAUUCUUGUAUGCAAACAAGAAAUCAACUGAGGCAUUCAAAGAUGCUUGCACUUUGGGAAGAUUGUGGUUACAACAAAGAGGAUUUGGCUCUUCCAUCUCCAAGGGAGGUUUCGGCCACUUCGAAUUCGCCAUUUUACUUAGUGCUCUUUUAUCGGGAGGCGGUAACAACGGAAACAAAAUCCUUUUGCAUGGUUUCUCCUCAUAUCAAUUGUUCAAGGGUGUCAUCAAAUACUUGGCAACAAUGGACCUCACACAGGGAUACCUUUCUUUCACUAGUCAGUUUGGUGAAACCUCUGCUUGCGUGUACAACGCGCAAGGCUUCAACACUCCUACAAUCUUUGACAAGAGCGUCAAAUUGAACCUACUAUGGAAAAUGACAAAGGCCACUUACCAGGAGUUGCGCCUCAAUGCCAUCAAUACCCUCACACUACUAAACGAUGUUGUGUUUGACAGAUUUGAUUCAAUUCUUCUCCAAAAUGUAGGCUCAGUGGAGGCCAUGAAGUACGAUGUCUCGUACACUAUCGAAACACCAGAUGAAUUGAGCGACAGUUACGGAGCUCUCGAGAAAAUCACUUUUAUCACAUAUGAUAACUACAUCAAGAACAAAUUGUUCUCCAUUUUGAAGAACGCAUUGGGUGAGAGAACUACAUGUAUCAUGAUCAAGAAUAAGAAGGUUGCCAGUUCUUUCCCACUCAACAAAAGAAACAACACACACCAGCACAGCAAGAGCUAUGUGAUCGGCAUCCAAUUGAAUCCUGAUGAGUGUGACAAGCUUGUCACCAAGGGACCCAACGAUACUGAAGACGAACAAGCCGCAAAAUUCAGGGCUUUCUGGGGCUCUAAAACAUCCUUGAGAAAAUUCAAGGACGGUACUAUCCAGCAUUGUGUGGUCUGGACCACCGAACCUCUUCAGCCAGUGAUCACGCAAAUCGUUAACUACGCAUUGAGCGUUCACUUCCAUCCGUUGAUCUCGAAGUACUUGACCAGCCAUUCAUCGGUGUUCAAUGCAUUACUCCCUACCCCCCUGUUCAACUCAUCGCUCCCUACCACUUCUACGACUAAUUUCACUCUUUUAAAGAACUCCUUUGACACUUUGUCGAAGAUUAUGUACACUCUUCAAUUGCCUUUGGGUAUCAAAUCACUUUUGCCCGCUUCUUCCGGAGUCCGCAAAACAUCUAUUUUGCAACCUGUUGCCUUUGCUGUCAGUAACCCUGACUUUUGGAACGACGUAAUUGUCCAGUUUGAGAGCUCUUCCAGAUGGCCCGACGAAAUCAAGGCCUUGGAAAAGACCAAAACUGCCUUUUUGCUUAGAAUCAGUGAGGUUAUGAGCAACGAGACCAACUACACCUCAUUUUUGACAAAGGAUGACACUAUUCCCUUCAACGAGGACGUGUCACUUUUGAACAUUUUAACCCCAGACGGUUUUGGAUUCCGCUUGCGGGUUCUUACCGAAAGAGACGAAAUCAUCUACUUGAGAGCAGUCGCCAAUGCUGGAACUGACAAACAAUUUGUCCAAGAGGCAUACUUCAAGUUCAACCAGAGAUACAUUGGAUCAGUCAAGCAUACUCGUACAAUUGGUAUCCUCUCCACAAGCUUCCCAUACUAUUCUCCUACAGUGAGACUAUUCAAGAAGUGGCUAGACGCUCAUGGCCUCUUGUGUCAUUUCACAGACGAGUUGGUGGAGCUCAUCGCUUUGAAGCCAUUCCUUGAUCCUGCCGCAUACACUGUUCCAAACUCCGUGGAGAAGGGAUUCUUGCAAGUUCUCAACUUCAUUGCUUCUUGGAAUUGGAAGGAUGAUGCUUUGAUUUUGGAUAUGGUUAAAAGAAUCGACGGAGAGGUGGAUGAGCUCGACAACAAGUUGAGUGACAAGUUGAGUGUUCAAGCCUAUCAGCUCAUCCAAGAAAACUUCGACAAAAUCAGAAAGAGUGAUCCUGUUGGAGUCAAAACUCAAUUCUUCGUUGGAAGCAGGGAUGAUCCAUCUGGUAUUUUGUGGUCUAACAAGCUCACCCUCCCAAUCGCCAGUAGAUUGACAGGAUUGGCCCGUGUUGUGAUCCACCAUGUCAAGGAAAACGAGAUCAGCAAAUCUGGCCUUGACUUGUUCUUCACACCAGCAUUGAACGACUUUGACCUUGUUAUCAAGAUGAAAAAGAACGAUUUGUUGAAAUCAUCCGGUGUUCAGAAGGCUGACCAGCUCAAGAACCUCAAUCCGCACCAGACCUCGUUCCCAUCUGACCUCACUACCAAGUAUGAUUUGACCAAGCCAUUCGUGGACCUCAUUUCCAAGUGGUUCGGUAACGAGAUCAUUUUUUCCACGCGCUUGUGCCCCGCUGCAUUUGGUGAGAAGACCAACUAUGUCAGUGGAGUGUUUGUUCCAACUGCCAUUUCCAAGAAGAAAUUCCGGGUGACACUUGGUUUAGACGUCAAGCCAACGGGCGAAAAUGAUGAGGUUGUGGUCGACAAACAGGACAUUCUUGAUCAGAUUAAGAAUUUGGGAGGGGACUUGAUAGAGUCGAUCAGCUUUGGGAAAUAG
This is a messenger RNA of Australozyma saopauloensis, 3522 nucleotides long. RefSeq names its product rRNA-processing protein (gene UTP22). Lineage: Eukaryota; Fungi; Ascomycota; Pichiomycetes; Serinales; Metschnikowiaceae. Gene Ontology annotation, cellular component: small-subunit processome; UTP-C complex; CURI complex. The transcript has a single exon. Gene Ontology annotation, biological process: tRNA export from nucleus; rRNA processing. Bases 1 to 3522 code for a protein of 1173 amino acids. The record is from RefSeq and is a predicted model, not a curated record.